This is a messenger RNA of Angiostrongylus costaricensis, 708 nucleotides long. NCBI's taxonomy places the organism in Eukaryota, Metazoa, Nematoda, Chromadorea, Rhabditida, Metastrongylidae. The record is from the annotation of a GenBank genome assembly.
AUGUUGCCGGAAAAAAACCACCGUCGCUAUAAUCCACUGCUCGACGAGUGGGUGAUAGUGGCUAGUAAUCGAGUUUCUCGUCCUUGGCAAGGGAACAGGAUUGACGCGCCCUCAUUCAUGCCGACGAAUGAAACGAAUUCUCUAGCGCCUGGUGGAAAACGACGCAAUAAUGUGACCACUCCAUGGUACGAAUCGACUUAUGUAUUUGACAAUGACUUUCCAACCUUCACGGAUAACCUGGACGAAGAGGAUUCCCCUGUAGAAUCGCUGGAGUCGGGAGACGAAUUGUUCCGUCAGAUGGCAGUGAGUGGAAUCUGUCGAGUGAUCUGCUACCAUCCGGACACCAAAAAAAGCAUAGCUACUAUGACCCUUGACGAGGUUCUGCGUAAAUUUGUUUUACUAUCGUGCUUUUUUUUUGCGAUUUUUCGCAACUUCCAAAUUGAAGCCGUUUACAGACAUUUUCAGAUAUUCGAGAAUCGAGGUGCCGCUGUCGGUUGCUCAAAUGCUCAUCCCCAUGGGCAGUUAUGGGCUGGGAAUUUCCUACCAUCUCUGCCGUCUAGAAAGAACAAAUGUCAACGUUGUCCGUUUCCGUUCAGCAUGGGCUGGUUAGGUGCUCCGACAGGUCCUUCCCUAUGCGAUGACAACAAGUGCUGGCAGUUGCACGCAUCCUUCCAUCCACCGCUUCUUCGAUCAGGUUGUAUUCUCUAG